UCGAGGUUUCAACUAAGGACACUUAACCAAUAUUUUCUCUGCUCCAUCUGCAAUGGCUACAUUCACAAUGCCACUACCAUCACUGAAUGCCUUCAUACAUUUUGCAAGAAAUGCAUAUUGGAUUAUACCAAGUUUUAUCUCAAUUGUCCCAUAUGCCAAGAGCUCAUCCACCCGACUAAUCCGAUGGAAGAAAUAAUGCACGACUCACCCAUCCAGGAUCUCCUCUACAAGCUAAUGCCGUCGGUGUAUGAAGAGGAAUUAAGAAGGGAGCGUUUGUUU
Molecule: messenger RNA, 279 nt
Organism: Helobdella robusta
Lineage: Eukaryota; Metazoa; Annelida; Clitellata; Rhynchobdellida; Glossiphoniidae
Exons: 3
Biological process (GO): regulation of transcription by RNA polymerase II
Cellular component (GO): PRC1 complex
Molecular function (GO): metal ion binding
Source: RefSeq, a predicted model, not a curated record